AUGGCAAUCCUCUCCGUUGUUAUGAUAGCACUCGCUUUUUACAGAGCUGCAGCUCAGCAGCAGGAAUGUGCAGAUCCAAAUGCAAACCCGACAUCCAACCCUUGCAUUAUGGGCGCAUGUCCUACCGGGCAGACCUGCAUACAGUCACCGAAAGGAGAAAUGUGCUGUGAUUCUACAAAAGUAACCAGUGUGACGGCUGCUCCUACAUCCACAUGCCGAGAUUUCGUUCAUCCAGUAACGGGUGUUUCGGACUGCCCACAAAGGGCACAUCUUUGCGAAAAUGCCGCGUACAGGCAGGUUAUGGCGGAGCAAUGUCCACGAACUUGCAAUAAGUGUCCAGGUACUUCCACGGGAGGAUCAACAAAUUGCCGAGACUUCGUCCAUCCAAAAACUGGGGUGUCAGACUGUCCACGAAAUCGUGCGCUAUGCACUAGUGCGUUUUAUGCACAGUUAAUGAGAGAACAGUGUCCAAAAACAUGUGGCUACUGCGUAUAA
Messenger RNA from Cylicocyclus nassatus, 495 nucleotides. NCBI's taxonomy places the organism in Eukaryota, Metazoa, Nematoda, Chromadorea, Rhabditida, Strongylidae. The record is from the annotation of a GenBank genome assembly.